Messenger RNA from Esox lucius (northern pike), 3034 nucleotides. Its product is annotated as T-complex protein 1 subunit zeta. The transcript is spliced from 13 exons. Gene Ontology annotation, biological process: protein folding. Gene Ontology annotation, cellular component: chaperonin-containing T-complex. The coding region runs from base 110 to 1705 and encodes 531 amino acids. The record is from RefSeq and is a predicted model, not a curated record. Gene Ontology annotation, molecular function: ATP binding; ATP hydrolysis activity; ATP-dependent protein folding chaperone. NCBI's taxonomy places the organism in Eukaryota, Metazoa, Chordata, Actinopteri, Esociformes, Esocidae.
ACAUGCUCGAGACUUCUGGAAACCGACUCCCCUUCCGCAACCCGCCUCAUCAACUCUUCGCUCCUAACCGGCGGUAUUUUUCCUAUUUCGCUGGCUCUGUUGUGUCAACAUGAGUGCCAUUAAAGCGCUAAACCCAAAGGCGGAGGUAGCAAGGGCCCAGGCAGCCCUAGCCGUCAAUAUCAGCGCGGCACGGGGACUCCAGGAUGUACUGAAGAGUAAUUUGGGACCAAAGGGAACCAUGAAAAUGCUCGUGUCUGGCGCUGGAGACAUCAAGUUGACCAAAGACGGCAAUGUCUUGUUGCAUGAGAUGCAAAUCCAGCAUCCAACGGCGUCUUUGAUUGCCAAGGUUGCCACUGCACAGGAUGACAUCACCGGAGACGGAACUACCUCCAACGUCCUCAUCAUCGGGGAGCUUCUCAAACAGGCUGACCUCUACGUGUCAGAGGGACUCCAUCCCAGAAUAAUCGCAGAAGGCUUCGAGGCAGCGAAGGACAAGGCUCUGGCAGUGCUGGAAGAGUUGAAGGUUACUAAGGAGAUGGACAGAGAGACCCUGAUCCACGUGGCCCGCACCUCCCUCCGAACCAAGGUCCACGCUGAGCUGGCCGACCUGCUCACAGAGGCGGUUGUAGAUGCCGUUCUUGCCAUCCGUAAACCCAACGAGCCUAUCGACCUGUUCAUGGUGGAGAUCAUGGAGAUGAAACACAAGACUGACAGCGACACACAACUGAUCCAGGGCUUGGUGCUGGACCAUGGAGCGAGACACCCGGACAUGAAGAAACGUGUGGAGAACGCCUAUGUGCUGACCUGCAACGUGUCCCUGGAGUAUGAGAAGACGGAGGUCAACUCAGGUUUCUUUUACAAGAGCGCCGGUGAGCGGGAGAAACUGGUGGCCGCUGAGAGGAAGUUCAUCGAGGAGCGCGUGCAGAAGAUCAUUGCCCUGAAAAACGCUGUGUGCGCGGAUGGAUCCAAGGGCUUUGUGGUCAUUAACCAGAAGGGCGUUGACCCGUAUUCCCUGGAUGCUCUGGCCAAGGAGGGCAUUGUGGCUCUGCGAAGAGCCAAGAGGAGGAACAUGGAGAGACUCACUCUGGCCUGUGGAGGCAUCGCAAUGAAUUCUGUAGACGACUUGACUCCUGAAUGCCUGGGCCAUGCUGGGCUGGUAUACGAGCACACCCUGGGAGAGGAGAAGUUCACAUUCAUAGAGAAAUGUGGGAACCCCCGAUCCGUGACCCUGCUGGUGAAGGGUCCCAACAAACACACACUGACUCAGAUCAAGGACGCGGUCAGGGACGGGCUCCGGGCUGUUAAGAACGCCAUUGAGGACGGUAGCGUGGUACCGGGAGCGGGCGCUUUUGAGGUGGCUGUGCAUGAUGCUCUGAUAAACCACAAGCCCAAGGUGAAGGGCAGAGCUCAGCUGGGCGUCCAGGCCUUCGCUGACGCUCUCCUCAUCAUCCCUAAGGUUCUGGCCCAGAACUCAGGCUAUGAUGCCCAGGAGACCCUGGUUAAACUACAGACGGAGUAUAAAGAGUCUGGUCAGCUUGUAGGAGUAGAUCUCGGCACAGGUGAGCCCAUGGUAGCAUCAGAGGCCGGUGUUUGGGACAACUACAGCGUUAAGAAACAGCUUCUCCAUUCAUGCACGGUAAUUGCCAGUAACAUCCUGCUUGUCGAUGAGAUCAUGAGAGCUGGAAUGUCGUCUCUAAAAGGUUAAAGGUUAAGCAGCGCUACUCUCCGCCCCCCCUCCCUAUCAGGGGUCCUUACCAUGGGGAUAGCUAGGUACAUGUAAGGAAAUUCACUGCAUUGCGUCCCUUAUGUGUAACGGCAACUUUGUCAGACCAACACAAUGACAAAUAACCUACUUUUUACCCCAUGGCGUCCAUGUUGGUGUGCAGCAUUAGUUCCCUCAUGGAUCUGUUGUCUCUUCCAUCCAAAAUGGCUGAUUGGUUUAUUUAUGUGAUUAUGUUAAAAGCACUGAACUGUACCACUCGGUUUUGUUUUUCCCCAUUAAACAUUUUCUUGGCUCUUGAAAUAAGGCUGUGUGAGUGUGUGGGUGGUUAUACUUUGAGGCAGACAAGAGGGCGAAGAGCUUGGUCUUGUCACCUAACAAAUGUAUAGCAAUGUGAUGGGUGAAGCACUUUACCCAGUACCAGAAUAUUUUUUCCAAAAACUUGGAUGCCUCCUCCAGGAGGCUAAAUUAUUGCAGUCUUCAAUUGAAUCUUUCAAGACCCCCAAUAUAAUUGUAUGAAUUAUACUGAUUUGUUAAUGUUGGCGUCAUAACAAUCUGUGGCAAUCUUUCAGUCUCUUUCCAUCUCAAUUUUGCCUCAGGAACCCAGUAGGUCCACCACAAUGGAUUUCCUGCCUUUGUUUGAUUUUGUGAUGACUUACUCCUGGUAACGAUAUACCCAUCUGCAUGAAACUUGUUUUGCCACAUCUGAACAAAGAUCACACAAAACAAUAUUUUUUUUAAACAAAGCAAUGGCUAGUUAUCAAUGGAAGUUCACAUAGUGCUAGUCAGGCAAAUACUAGCUGUUGGAUGCAAACCUUUUAUCUGUAAAAUCUGUGGAAAAGUCUUCCAAAAUGAUUUACGUAGUGGAAAGUUCACCAUUUGACUACUUUUUCCCGGUAUUAAAAUAAUUUGGUUUACCAAAAAACAUUAAUAGCCAAACUGUUCUCUUAAUGAUUGGAAUGGUCUGACUGAGUGAAUAUAUUGCUAUUUCACUAAUUGACAUGCAUGAAAUAUUUUGGAAUUUAUAAAGAAUAACCUUGAUCACAAGUUGCUGUGUUUGAACCUUAACCACAGGCAGACGAGUGCCCAAACUUUCUGACAAUACUGUAUUUCACUAUCAAUUACAUAAUGUUAUGAGUAUUUAUCAAGCUCAUCGCUUGCUCAUUUCAAAAUUUUUCCUGGAAAGGCUACAGUUCUGGUGGUGCAUGCAUAGCCUAGUAUUCCUGUCUUGUGCCUGACUGCUUGCUGUGGUUGUUUUCUCUUUGCCACACAGAAUAAACUACAGGUCCUUUGGUGCACUUGGAGCUUAAUGUU